AUGGCGAGAUGGUGCCUUAUGCUGGUUGUGGUUCUUGUGGUUGUUCACACCACUACAGCUGCCAGACCCGAGCCCAAAGCAGCCGGUCUUGACGACCAAAAGAACUUUGUUGCAUUCGGUGGUGUUGGAGGCUUCGCUGGAGUAGGCGGAGGUCUUGGCACCGGUCUUGGGGGUGGACUCGGUGGGCUUGGUGGGCUUGGUGGUCUCGGUGGUGGUGGACUCGGUGGGCUCGGUGGACUCGGUGGUGGAUCUGGGUUAGGCGGAGGUGGAGGUUUGGGUGGUGGAGUUGGUGGUCUCGGGGGCGCUGGUGGCCUUGGCGGUGGAUGUGGAAGCUGUCCUUGA
Molecule: messenger RNA, 342 nt
Organism: Carica papaya (papaya)
Lineage: Eukaryota; Viridiplantae; Streptophyta; Magnoliopsida; Brassicales; Caricaceae
Source: RefSeq, a predicted model, not a curated record